Cheilinus undulatus (humphead wrasse) is the source of this 4215-nucleotide messenger RNA. RefSeq names its product xeroderma pigmentosum, complementation group C (gene xpc). Gene Ontology annotation, biological process: mismatch repair; nucleotide-excision repair. NCBI's taxonomy places the organism in Eukaryota, Metazoa, Chordata, Actinopteri, Labriformes, Labridae. Gene Ontology annotation, cellular component: XPC complex; cytoplasm; nucleus. The transcript is spliced from 14 exons. The coding region runs from base 160 to 2916 and encodes 918 amino acids. Gene Ontology annotation, molecular function: damaged DNA binding; single-stranded DNA binding. The record is from RefSeq and is a predicted model, not a curated record.
GUGUAUUAUGAAAGCUGCGGAGUGAGAUGUUGGAUAACUGCUGCUUCCUUGCCCUCCUUAAAGAGCAUGUGGAAACGCAAGCGACUUUUACCCGCCUAGUUUUACUAAAAUACUUUUAAAGUAAUACAUUUUCAUUGAGAAAUUCUGAGUCAAGACAGCAUGGCAAAGAGGAAAAAGUCUGAAGUGCCUGAAGCCAAUACAAAGAAACCGAAGCAGAUGAAGGCAAAGAGCAGCGGAGCCAGAGCAAGUGCGAAGAAUGAAGACAAAGGUAACGACACCACAGAGAAAGAUGAGAAGCUCAAGAGGAAGGUCAAACCUAAACCACGUUCCUCCACAAAACAAGCUUCACUGAACAACUCAGCCUCUUCCAUAACCAGUAAAUACUUCCAGUCACCUGUCAGAGAGGAGGGCACUGACAGUGAUGACUUUGACAUGGUGACAUCAAGAACUCCUGUGUUUAAAUCCACAAACACCAAAAAAAAGGAGAAAGAAGAAAAUGAGGAGGAGGAGAAGAUGGAAGAGGAGGACAGUGAGGAAAGUGAAGAUGACUGGGAGGAAGUGGAAGAGCUGGCUGAGCCUCUGGGUCCAGUUGAACCUCCAGAACCCGUCCUACCCUCACAGCCAGUGGAGAUAGAGAUUGAGACUCCAGAAGUCAGGAAAAAGCAAAAAAGACAGGCGGAGUUUGAGAAUUAUCUGAGACGCAUGAUGAACCGAUACAAGAAGGACAUUCUGAUAGAUACUCACAAGGUACACCUCAUGUGUCUGAUAGCCAAUGGGAUGUUUCGCAACCGUCUGUGCAGUGAGCCAGACCUGCUGGCCAUCACUCUGUCCCUUCUGCCCCCGCGCUAUGCCAGUGUGGCAAAGGAGCGUAUCGACCAGAACUACCUCUCUGGGCUGCUCAAGUGGUUUAGAGCAACAUUCACACUCAACCCCAGUCUGCCCUGUGAGGAGCGUCCGGACCCCUGGGCUCUGCUGGGGAGACGACUAGCGAGCCUCUCAGCCAGAAACCACCAGGAAAUGACUCAUCUGUUCUUGUUGGUCCUGAGGUCUCUGCAGUUCUUCUGUCGGUUGGUCCUCUCUUUGCAGCCGAUUCCUCUCAAAGCCCCACCAGCUAAGGGCAAAGGGCCUAAAUCACCCUCGACUGCCCAAAGAAAAAGCACGAAAAACACUGGCAAGGAAGCCUCAAAUGCCAGUAAGAGACCAGCAGGUGGAGGACAGUCCAAAGGAGAACGAGGGGGGAAAAAAGCAAAGACAGAAAAAAUAAAGGAGGAGGAUGAGGAAGAUGAGAAGGCUAAAGUGUCUGUAGGGCAAAGGCCAAAGAACUCUAAGCGACGCAGCAUUGCCUCAAAAGUCAGCUACAAGGAAGAAAGUAACAGUGAAGAAGAACAUGAGGAGAGGCUUAGUGAUGAGGACUUCCAGGCAUCAAGUGAAGAGGACAGUGCAGAUUCAGAGAGUGGUGCUAAAUCUACAAAGAAGAACAAUGGCAAAAGGAAAGUGUCCAACAACAUGAAAACUCCAGCUCCAAAGAAAAGAAGUAGUGGGGGAAAUAAACAGGUAAAGGAAGAGGAGCAGAAGAAGGAGGAAAAUAAAACAGACGAUGAAUUUGAAACCAACUCAACAAAGUGGAGGAGCAGGAAAAAGAAGGAGGGGGCAGGAGCAGAUGAGUGGUUAGAGGUCUAUCUGGACAAAACCUCCUCCUGGGUUUGUGUUGAUGUGGAUUAUGGUGUCGGAAUGCCUCAGCUCUGCUCCCAGAAUGCAACAGCACCUGUGACGUAUGUGGUGUCAGUGGACAAUGAUGGAUUUAUAAAAGACCUGGGAAGGAAAUAUGACCCCACCUGGAUGACAUCAUCCAGGAAGAGGCGGGUGGAGGAAGAGUGGUGGGAGGAAACACUUGAGCCCUUCCUGGGACCUGAGGACGAGAGGGACAAGAAGGAGGAGAAGGAGCUUCAGAAUAAGUUGCUGAAUAAACCACUGCCCAUCUCAGUCGGGGAGUACAAGAACCACCCGCUGUACGCCUUAAGGAGGCACCUGCUGAAAUAUGAAGCUAUCUAUCCUUCAACAGCUACAGUGCUGGGGUACUGCAGGGGAGAGCCGGUGUACUCCAGGGAUUGUGUGCACACGCUUCACUCCAGAGACACAUGGCUGAAAGAAGCUCGGACUGUCAGAUUAGGAGAAGAGCCAUAUAAGAUGGUGAAGGGUUUCUCAAAUCGUUCCCGUAAGGCCAGGAUGAUGUCUGAGCUGAAGGAAGAGAACGACCUGGCUCUGUUUGGAGAAUGGCAGACUGAAGAGUACCAGCCACCCAUAGCUGUGGAGGGGAAGGUUCCUCGUAAUGACUACGGUAACGUCUACCUGUUUAAGCCCUGUAUGUUACCAGUAGGCUGUGUUCAUGUCCGGCUGCCCAACCUACACCGCGUCGCUAGGAAGCUGAACAUCGAUGCCGCCUCUGCUGUCACAGGAUUCGACUUCCAUGGAGGAUACUCACAUGCUGUGACUGACGGUUACAUUGUUUGUGAGGAACAUGAGGAGGUUCUCAGAGGGGCCUGGGUGGAAGAACAAGAGCUUCAGAAACAGAAGGAGAAAGAGAAGAAGGAAAAGAGGGCUAUAUCUAACUGGACUCUGCUGGUGAAAGGGCUUCUGAUCAGAGAGAGGCUUAAGCAGCGCUACAGCAAGAAGAACCAGGGACUGGCAAGCCUGACUCAAGGAGAGGAGACCGGGGGGUUUUCGUCUGAUGAAGAGGCAGUUGGAGAUGGAAGUCCUGGAGCAAAGACUGCCGCUGAAACACUAGCCAUGUCCUGGCCCCAGAAUAGACAAGCAGAGGAGGAUGAGGGGAGCAUCAGUGGACUGAAGAAAAAGGCAAAAACAAAACGAGAAAAGAGAGGACAAGAGAAACACAUGUUCCCCUUUGAGAAAGUGUGAUGUCAGAAAUCCAAAACUGCUCCCAGGCUUUGUUAAAUCAUCUUUGAUAAGAACAAAGGCACUUAUCUGACUGGUGCAGACAGUAACCUUAUGAGCAGGAUAAAGUGUACCUCAGGUGGAACAGAUUUGAUCCUAUCUGGACCUUUUUCCUGAGAGACAGAAAGCAAGAUCAUAGUAAAUUGAUCUUCAGAUUGAUCUGUUACCUCCAACACUGAAUAUUCCUGCAUUCAACAAGUCUGUCUCCUCAUUACUGUACAUACAUACAGUACCUCUGAAUACUUAGCUUAUUUGUAUGAUAGCUGAAUGGAAUUUCAGUACAUGCCACAACAUUGGGAGAAAGGCACUUAAGUUGAUUAUCAAAUCCAGCAAGUUGACACAUGCCCUUGAAAACUGUGUCAUCAUCAGAUUUUCUUGAUGAGAAAAAAAUUAACUGCAAUGUGAAUAAAGUGUCCUUACAAUUUUAAAUGUUAAGAAUGACAUAAAGACACUAGGCCCUCUUAGAACUAUUCAGUUGGUAUGCUUUGAUCAUUUUCAACAUUUCAGUUCACAAAACAGAAAAUGUGUGUGCAGACCUGAAUUAUUGGAUGGCCUAGCAAAAAUAAUGUAUAUAUACCGUGAAUCCAGACCACUGACAACAUUACUGACUGAUAAAUGUGUUUAUUUUUGCUUUAAAAUUGCUGAACUUCCGUGAAAACUUGCUAAAUCUCAGAAUUUACGAAACAAUUAAUCACUACCACAUACUCUCCACUGCCUGCUACUGUUGAAUUUCAACACAUACGACUGAAGUUGUGUUCAGCCACUUUCUACAACCAGCCAAAUAGAGCACAGCUAUUUUUACUGGCUUGAAUUUUCACUGUGAAAAUGGAUACAGUGAGACAGAAAACUUGUGUUGUUGAGGUUUACUGGACAUGUUUUCUGACUGAUGGGCAGAGAAUCAGGAAGAACCGUUAAAGUUUAUGAAUGAAGAUCACUGAGGCUAAAGUUAAAAAGGCUUGUUAUCCAACCCUCACUUGGUCGUGACUUCUCACAAACCUUUACUUCCCAUUGCCUCUUUCCUUGUUAAGUUGCUGAAUCCAUGGCAGUUAAUGUGUUUCUGUGUUUCACAUUCAGCUGCUUCAUAUCACACAUCUCUUUAUCUCCUCACAGCUUUGUCACUCUUUCACACCUUGUGUAUGUAUAUGUAUUCCUACGCAGCAGAUGAUGGCUGAAUUUAAAAUAGAAUUUUUUUUUUUUGUAAGAUUGUAUUUUUUAAGACUGUUCAAUUAUCAGUAAAAAGUCAAACAACUAGAAUAAAUAUUG